AUGGCAUCAGCACAUCAACAGGAUUCAACUACACAAUCACUUCAUAAUAUGAGUUUGAAUGAUACAACAACCGAACCAGUGCAACAGCCACUGAACAAUAAUAUAUAUGCGUCUAAUUCACCAACACUAGAUAAUAACAACAAUAACAAUAACAACAACAGCGACAACAACACACGCGGUGCGGGCUUGCAAGGUUUUAAUAACAACAAUAGUAGUAGCAACAACACUAGUAACAGUAACCUUGCUAAUAGUAAUGGCACAACUGGACAAACAACAAACAACACUACAACAACCAUAACCACCGCUAGCAAUGACGCCAAAAGUAUACCUAAACCAAACUCCAACAACAAUUCCAAGCCCAAUCUAAGUAGUCAAAACAGCUCAUCAAACUCACUAACUAAAAAAGUAUCUCGACAUGCACACAAGGACACAACAACAAAAGGCAAAUAUAGUCUUAAUGAUUUUCAAAUUUUACGAACAUUAGGAACAGGGUCAUUUGGACGAGUUCAUUUAACUAGAUCAAUUCAUAAUGGACGUUUUUAUGCCAUGAAAGUAUUGAAAAAAGAACGAGUUGUCAAUAUGAAACAAGUUGAACAUACCAAUGAUGAACGAAGAAUGUUAAAAUUAGCCCAACAUCCAUUUAUAAUUCGAAUGUGGGGCACAUUUCAAGAUUGCCAUAAUUUAUUCAUGAUUAUGGAUUAUAUAGAAGGAGGUGAAUUAUUCUCAUUAUUACGAAAAUCACAACGGUUCCCUACGCCAGUGGCUAAAUUUUAUGCUGCGGAAACUUUCCUAGCUAUCGAAUAUUUACAUAAUUUGGACAUUAUUUAUCGUGAUUUAAAACCAGAAAAUAUCUUGUUGGACAAAAACGGACAUAUCAAAUUGACUGAUUUUGGGUUUGCCAAGGAAGUUCAAGAUGUAACUUAUACAUUAUGUGGUACUCCUGAUUAUAUUGCUCCUGAAGUUGUUGCUACAAAGCCAUAUAACAAGUCAGUUGAUUGGUGGUCUUUUGGAAUAUUGAUUUUUGAAAUGUUGACUGGAUAUACUCCAUUUUAUGAUCCAACUCCAAUGAAAACUUAUGAAAAUAUCUUGAAUGGUACAAUUACCUAUCCUGAUUAUUUACCACCCGACAUUUUGGAUCUUUUACAAAAAUUGAUUGUUAAAGAUUUAACUCAAAGAUUGGGUAAUUUACAAGGUGGAUCCAAUGAUGUCAAGAAUCAUCCUUGGUUUAAAGAAGUCAUAUGGGAACGAUUAUUAUCUCGAGAUAUUGAAACUCCUUAUGAACCGCCUAUUACUUCAGGUGUGGGUGAUACUUCCCAAUUUGACAAGUAUCCAGAAGAUAAAGAUUUGGAUUAUGGUAUAAGUGGGGUGGAAGAUCCUUAUCGAGAUAUGUUUCAAGAUUUUUAA
This is a messenger RNA of Lodderomyces orthopsilosis Co 90-125, 1404 nucleotides long. RefSeq names its product cAMP-dependent protein kinase catalytic subunit TPK1 (gene TPK1). Bases 1 to 1404 code for a protein of 467 amino acids. Gene Ontology annotation, cellular component: cAMP-dependent protein kinase complex; nucleus. The record is from RefSeq and is a predicted model, not a curated record. Lineage: Eukaryota; Fungi; Ascomycota; Pichiomycetes; Serinales; Debaryomycetaceae. Gene Ontology annotation, molecular function: cAMP-dependent protein kinase activity; ATP binding. Gene Ontology annotation, biological process: peptidyl-serine phosphorylation. The transcript has a single exon.